This is a messenger RNA of Phaedon cochleariae (mustard beetle), 1056 nucleotides long. Lineage: Eukaryota; Metazoa; Arthropoda; Insecta; Coleoptera; Chrysomelidae. The record is from the annotation of a GenBank genome assembly.
UUUGGAUUGGGUAUGUUGAUGACGACGUGCUUCUCAGUACUGAACGCGUAUUUCGACAAGAAACUCAACAUGAUGAUGGGUAUUUUCGAGGUUUUCGUCGUCAUUGGCAUGAUGAUAUUUCCCCCGUUCGCUUCGUACGUUCGAGAAAAAGUGGGCCACAGAUAUUUUGUCGGGGUGCUUUUUCUGCUGCAAACGCUGAACGUAGUUGCUGUUGCCACAUUUCGUCCCGUAGAACGGUAUAUGAGAAGAGUUUCUAUCGAGAUAUCUGCUGAAGAACAGAAAUUGAUGAAAGAGAAAGAAGAUAUCAAAGCAUUAGAAGCCAAACUGAUUUUAGCUCACUUGGAUCCUAUAUUAGCGACACCUGACGUCAAGAAAGAGCAAUGUUUCAUCCACGAUUUUACUUUCCAACCAGCCCCAGUAUACGAAAAGAGUUUGGCCCGUAAAGUAUGGAAAGGUCUAACAAAUUGGAUAUUAAACACGAUGGGCUUCAAGUUCUACAAAGAUCCGAAGUAUAUGAGCAUCAUACUCGGCUUGGGCAUAACGUACAACUUUGAUAUCGUGUUCUUCGAACUGAUUGGAACCUUGCUGAGCACCAUCAACAUAGAACAGUCGCACAUCGUGGUAGCGCUCACUUCCUUCCACUUUUCUGAUCUGACAGCCAGAAUCAUUUACACCAUUCUGGGUUGUUUCUUCCGCUUGAACAACAGAUAUUUAUUCAUGUUCGGCAUGAUAUUUUCCAAUAUCGGAAGGGUGGCUUUCAUGGUGAAUGAUAAUUAUACAUGGAAACUAUGCAGCAUAUGUUUAGCCGGCUUCUCAAGAGGUUUCUUGGAAACACCAUUACCAAUGGUCAUAUCGGAAGAAUACAAGGAAGAAUUUCCUAUGGCCUAUUCAAUUUAUAUGAUCACGACAGGUAUCAUCAGCUUGAUAUUCGGAAGGAUAGUCAAUAUGGUAAAGGAUGCUUUGCAAAGUGACGCAGCGGUGAUAUAUACGUAUGCGACAGUUAAUUUUCUGUUUUUCAUUAUAUGGUGUGUAGAGCUCACCUACAGGAGAUGGUCG